This is a messenger RNA of Impatiens glandulifera, 1111 nucleotides long. Its product is annotated as V-type proton ATPase subunit E-like. Gene Ontology annotation, molecular function: proton-transporting ATPase activity, rotational mechanism. The transcript is spliced from 6 exons. Gene Ontology annotation, cellular component: proton-transporting two-sector ATPase complex, catalytic domain. The record is from RefSeq and is a predicted model, not a curated record. Gene Ontology annotation, biological process: proton transmembrane transport. The coding region runs from base 130 to 819 and encodes 229 amino acids. NCBI's taxonomy places the organism in Eukaryota, Viridiplantae, Streptophyta, Magnoliopsida, Ericales, Balsaminaceae.
CUUAUUAAUAAAGAUAGAUAGAAGAAUAGUAGAAGACUCCAGAGAGUCCAUCCCUCCCGUAUCGCUGUCGUCAAUUCUUCUUACCAGAUCUAGAAUUUGAGAUCUUCAACUACGAAUCAAUCAUCGACAAUGAACGACGCAGAUGUCAGCCGGCAGAUCCAGCAGAUGGUCAGAUUCAUCCGCCAAGAGGCGGAUGAGAAGUCCAAUGAGAUCUCCGUUUCCGCCGAGGAGGAAUUCAACAUUGAGAAAUUGCAAAUGGUAGAAGCAGAGAAGAAGAAGAUCAGACAGGAGUAUGAGCGUAAAGAGAAGCAAGUAGAUAUCCGCAGGAAAAUUGAGUACUCUAUGCAGCUGAAUGCUUCACGACUUAAGGUCCUCCAAGCUCAGGAUGAUGUUGUUAAUUCCAUGAAAGAUGCUGCAGCAAAGGAACUAUUGCUUGUGAGCCAUAAACAUCAUGAAUACCGAAGGCUUCUGAAAGGACUUAUAGUUCAGAGUUUGCUUAGGCUGAAGGAACCAGCUAUCUUAUUGCGCUGUCGUAAGGAAGACUUGCAUCAUCUGCAUCAUGCUUUAGAGUCAGCAAUAGAGGAAUAUGCAGAGAAAGCUGUGGUUGAUCAACCUGAGGUCAUUGUCGACGAUAUCUACCUUCCUUCUGCUCCUUCCCAUCAUCAUGAUCAUGGUCUUACUUGCUCGGGUGGUGUAGUGUUGGCUUCUCGAGAUGGAAAAAUUGUGUUUGAGAACUCCCUUGAUGCCCGUUUGGAUGUUGUAUUCCGCAAUAAGCUUCCUGAGAUCCGUAAGUGGCUAUUUGGUCAAGUUGUUGCGUGAUGGUCUCGUCUCGAGUUGCAGAAAUUGCAAUGCGGUUUGUUCACCUCUCCUCUGUUAAAAUUAUUCUUGUGAUAUUAUUUGUCGGUUUUACUGCAGUUAAGUGAAUCUCAUCCCCUGCUAGUUUCUACUUCCUUUUACUGUAUUUGGGAAUGCUGUCGAUUGGCUUAAGUAGUAUUUAAACUAUUGUCAUUAAUAAAGGUGAAUUCAUAUAUGUGAAAAAACACCUCGAAUUUGUUUCAAUUGAUUGUAUGAUUUGGUGUUGUUCCAUUUUUUAAUUCAAGUUUUUUUACUA